Orbilia oligospora ATCC 24927 is the source of this 507-nucleotide messenger RNA. RefSeq lists its product as uncharacterized. The transcript has 2 exons. Bases 1 to 507 code for a protein of 168 amino acids. NCBI's taxonomy places the organism in Eukaryota, Fungi, Ascomycota, Orbiliomycetes, Orbiliales, Orbiliaceae. The record is from RefSeq and is a predicted model, not a curated record.
AUGCAAUUAUUCGCUUUUACUCAAGUACUCCUCCUUUUUACCUUCCUUCAAGGAACUUUAUGCUUGCCAGCGCCGGCGCCGCAACCAUUUGAUCUCCAAGGCGAGACCUCAAGCCCAAACUCUGCUCUUGAGGCCAGAGCUACUCUCGAGAAAAGAGAUAGUUGGGAUUGUAAAGGAUCUGGCAUGUGCAGUACCGUUCCCCAAGAGACCUGCUUGACGGCCCUCAACGCCUUUAAGACCAAUGAUAUCUUCUGGAAGGAGAAGAGAAGAUGGGUUAAAUACGACGCAUUCGUUAAUGGUCACUGCCUUGCCAUGUGGACUUGUUCAAACCCUCAAGAUUAUGUUUCAGCAGGAAACUCAGGCGUUUCACGAGGUUACUCUCUUGUUGAUAAGGCUCUUUCUAUCUACAGUAAGAACGGCGGGAACUGCAAAAAGUGUGGAUCUGUUUGGUUCUGGGGAUCCUGCAGAUUCACUUUCAACUACUGCAGCGGAAACUGCGAUGGCUAA